Messenger RNA from Amphiprion ocellaris (clown anemonefish), 4071 nucleotides. RefSeq names its product transforming growth factor, beta 1a (gene tgfb1a). The record is from RefSeq and is a predicted model, not a curated record. Gene Ontology annotation, molecular function: growth factor activity; type III transforming growth factor beta receptor binding; cytokine activity. The transcript has 6 exons. NCBI's taxonomy places the organism in Eukaryota, Metazoa, Chordata, Actinopteri, Pomacentridae. Gene Ontology annotation, cellular component: extracellular region. Gene Ontology annotation, biological process: SMAD protein signal transduction; transforming growth factor beta receptor signaling pathway; BMP signaling pathway. The coding region runs from base 1718 to 2872 and encodes 384 amino acids.
AGAGAGAGAAAGAAAGAGGCAGAGCGAGGGACUGCAAGAGAAAAGUUCUCUGAGCGCAGAGCUCCCACAAAUCACUUUGUCACCAGCAAGCUCUGACAAGCACCGGGAGGGAGAACGCACAACAGAGAGGCAGAGUUAAAUAGAGGUGUGAAUAGAGAGCUGUGUCAGUGGAGACUUGAAGGGAGAAGGUGUGAAGGAGCUGUAGAUGAGGUGAUACCGAUGGAUGGAUAGAGAGAAGAGAGGACAGAGACUGUGAUCCAACUCCCAAAACAUCGUGAGAUAAGAAGGACUGUUUCUUCUGCUACUGCUGCUGUCUGGAUGGUUCACUCAUUUUAGGAGAAGGUGUGUCAAACUCUAAUAUCUGCCAGUGUUUCAUUGACACUGACAUUCUAAGCUUCUGAUAGCAGACCUGCUUGAGCUAUUUUAAUCUCAGACUUUGGUACACAGAGAGCUUACACUAUCAUAUUAUCAUGUUUGAGAAUGAAGAGACCGAUAGAGAGACAGCUGCUCUGUCUGUGAAGUAGGCAUGAGUCGCAGGCGUUGAAAGCAAUUUCUGGUGUACUGCAGCUGUACACAGAUCACAUGUUGUUGAUGGUAAAAGGAGGUAGUCAGAGCAGAGAGCAAUACAUGUUUGUCAAAUGUUUUUCUGUAGCGGCAUACACUGGUUUGUGAUUGGUGUUGAAUGAGUUUGGAAUUUUAAAUUUUUGAAGCACGACACCAUACUUUCCUUCCAUUCACCGUGGAUAUUUGAUUAGCUCUGGGCUGACUCAAAGCCCCAGAGAAUUUUAUCUGGGCCGUAAAGGAAGCCAGAGGUCAUCUGAUCAAACUUCAAAAACAGAGAAAAAGGAAGGCCAUUUUUUUCACUUUAGGCACAGGACAUUGCAUUGCUAUUUUCUCUUCCUUAGAGGCUUUAACAGAGGGCAUAUCUGUCACUAAAUCCAUACAGAGGAGCUCUGAAUGAUCUGUGAAGAGACCUUGUGGGCCAAACUGGACAGGGAGCAGUGCCGGAUUAAAAGUUAGUUUCAGAUAGUGAUAGUGUUGUACAGCCUCUUUCACAUUCACUCAGCUGUCCUCCGGGGACAUGUAAUGAGAGACUGCUUGGUGAGCAUUACAGCACUGAGCUGACACGUGGAGGAGUAUAUACUGCUCUGCUCUGAAUGAGACAGGAUUUAAUUUAAUAUUGCCGGCGGAGGCUUGAAAAAGUUGUUCUGUGAGUACAGAUCCACGUCUGUUGACUGUCUGAUUGUUUGGCACUGGAUGGCAGCUGCAGAGGCUUUCUGAGUCUUGGGGCACAGUCUGUGUGCAUGUUUUGGAUGGGAUCCUUUAACAUUUGACAGCUUCACUCUGGACUCGCUUCAGAGUCUGGGACGUCAUUGUGUUACCUGUGUGGCUGAGUCAGAGGCUGGCUCAUCACUCGAUGUCUGUCUGCCCACUGGGAUUCUCUCUACCUGCCUCUAUGCAAAGCAGACACAAGUGUUAGGUGGUUUUUGCAGCAGUAGUGACAGCUGUGGCAGGAGUAGUCCCGAAUUUUCAGGACUCUCCACACUGCUGUAAUUGUUCUGUCGUGUGUAAACACCUUGCGUCAGUCACACCUCUCCACGGAGUGAUUCACUGUUCCCUAAACAUCCUCCAUUAGAGGCAGGUAGUGAAAGAAAAGGUGAGGAAGAGUUUGCUAAGGCCCAGAGCGCACAAGAGGUUGCACUGUCAGACCAUCACCAUGAAACUGGGAUUCUUGAUGCUGGUGGUUGUGUACACGGUGGGCAACGUAAGCAGUAUGUCUACGUGUAAAACUGUGGACUUGGAGAUGGUGAAGAAGAAGCGCAUCGAGGCCAUUCGGAGCCAGAUCCUCAGCAAACUGCGACUGCCAAAAGCACCUGAGCCAGAUCAGGCUGGAGAUGAGGAUGACAUUCCUGGCAACCUGCUGUCGCUGUACAACAGCACCAAGGAGAUGCUGAAGGAGCAGCAGGUCGAGGUCCAGACAGACGUCUCCACCGAGCAGGAGGAGGAGGAGUACUUUGCCAAAGUGCUGCACAAGUUCAACAUGAGCGAAAAAAUCAACACAGGGAUCACUCAGAGCUCCACAGUCAUCCCAAUGGUGUUCAACAUCACGGAGAUGCGGGCGAGUGUGGGGGAUUACCGCCUGCUGACCACUGCAGAGUUACGGAUGCUCACCAAGAACACCAGGGUUGAUGUUGAGCAGCGAGUGGAGCUGUACUAUGCUAAGGGAAACUCAACCCGCUACCAUGCUUCCCGCUUCAUCAAUAACGGUUUGAAAGACAAAUGGGUGUCCUUUGAUGUCACUGAACCCGUGCGGGACUGGCUCAAAGGGACCGACGAUGAGCGGAGCUUCCAACUUCGGGUGUACUGUGAGUGUAGCCAGGCAGGUACUGGCUUCAAAUUCGACAUCUCUGGGAUUGGGACCAGCCGGGGAGACAAAGGACCUUUAGCAAAGAUAACAAAACAACCACCGUACAUCCUGACCAUGUCCAUCCCUCAAAACACCGUCAGCCAACCCAGCUCACGCAAGAGACGCUCCACAGAGACGAGGGAUACCUGUACAGCCCAAACAGAGACCUGCUGUGUGCGGAGCUUGUACAUCGACUUCAGGAAAGAUCUGGGCUGGAAGUGGAUACAUAAGCCAACGGGCUACCAUGCCAACUACUGCAUGGGGUCUUGCACCUACAUCUGGAAUGCUGAAAAUAAAUAUUCUCAGAUCUUGGCUCUGUAUAAGCAUCACAACCCAGGAGCGUCUGCCCAGCCCUGCUGUGUUCCCCAGGCACUAGACCCACUGCCAAUCCUCUACUACGUGGGCAGGCAACACAAGGUGGAGCAGCUGUCCAAUAUGAUUGUGAAGUCCUGCAAGUGUAGCUAAAGACUCACCGUGGCUGUGCAUCCUCUCAAAACAUGCAGGGAUGGACCAGGUUAGGCAUGAGACUACAGAGAAGAUCAUGGGACGGAGAUAAAUAAAAAGAGAUAAUGUGGACGAGGGGAACAAAGUACUUAAAGCCAUCAGGAAUCCCCCUCUUUUCUCCUGCGAACUCUGCCAUUAUCACAGUGGACACACAUGAAAUCAUGGACUUCUUUAUAUAGAUGUUAUAGAUGACGUGUUUUUUAUGUAUAUACUUUUUCCUUGCAAAAAUUUCUGUCUUUAGAUGACUUAAUUUAUUUGCUGGAUGGACAGAUCUGUUAACAAGUGACACACACAUAUAAAAGUGUGUGACAUGAAAAAGGAUUUAAAUGAUAUUUUAUAAUCAAAAAAAGUUGGACAAAUAAAAGCACACAAGGACCAAAAUGACCUUGAUGGAGGAACUUUUGCUUUCAGUUGAUUGCCUCGGACAUUUCCAUUUACCACAUCAGUUUCCAAAAGCGGUUAUAAUAAAAGGUGCUAAAUCCCAGGUGGAAAACUGUGGUUGUUGGGGUUUUCCUGGAAGAUAACACUACAGGUGUUUCUGAAAAGAGCUGCGUCGUAAAGGACAGAAAAAACCACAGAGAUCGUCCAUCCUGGGGAAACUCCCUCUGACUGAAAGGCUGGACUUGCCAGCCAACCAUGUAAUUCACAGGAACCGUCCAUCACUUUUACUUGCUUGUUUGUUAUCUCAGUCCGUGUUCUUUUAACAAUACAUCUUUUGGCAGUAUGUUAAUGUUCAUAAUAGAAUGUCAAAUUGUCCUAAAGCUUCCUGGUCUGUCAAUGCCAAGUGUAAUAUCAGUAGUCGGAGUGAUGACACCAUGUUUUCUCCCUCUGAGGAUUUACUGCCAGAAUGUUGUCUUUAUAUGGUGAGGGUCAGGGGAUGUGGUUGUGGUGUUGGUUUUAGGGAAGCCAGUCAGACUUUUUUUUUUAUCACCAUGGUAAAUUAUUGCCUUUAAUUUCAUGAUGUUUCAGGAGGAAGUUUUUACUUUCGUUGGAAAUGUGAUACUUCUUUCAUAACUCAAGAACUUUAUUCAGCUUCUAUGAUUUGCUUUAGGAAUAAAACCAACACAUUUUUUCAGCUUUUCAUAUUUUUAUAGAGCACUUACCAUUUGAAAUUUGUAUUUGUAAAUAUUUAAAAAGGAAAUAAACAUGUUAAAUUAUCA